Messenger RNA from Stegostoma tigrinum, 3950 nucleotides. It is a transcript of the gene ncf1, whose product is annotated as neutrophil cytosolic factor 1. Gene Ontology annotation, cellular component: cytoplasm; NADPH oxidase complex. Gene Ontology annotation, biological process: respiratory burst; superoxide anion generation. Lineage: Eukaryota; Metazoa; Chordata; Chondrichthyes; Orectolobiformes; Stegostomatidae. The record is from RefSeq and is a predicted model, not a curated record. Gene Ontology annotation, molecular function: superoxide-generating NADPH oxidase activator activity; protein binding; phosphatidylinositol binding. The transcript has 12 exons. Bases 481 to 1701 code for a protein of 406 amino acids.
CGGGAACUGUGACUGUGGAGCUUUGAAAGCAAAAUUCAGAAGAAACGGAAGUGUUGUUGGAAUUAUUGACGUGUUUUUGUUAGAUUUAUUCCAGUCCAAAGAAGAUUUGACCCUGGCAGAAGCUAUUCACAUUGCAGUGAAAGCAGAAUCUAGACAAAUCCUAGGAGAAGAUGGACAACCUUACCACAGGAGAACAACUUUAAGAACAUUGCCAGUAAAUGCUGCAGAGAGUAAUUCUCUGAGUCACUGAGGCAGUUCAUAGAGCGCUGUCGUCUGUUGGAAAAAAAAAUCUAAGAUUGCUUCAGACAAUAAAUGCAAACUGGAAGUGAGAAGUGAGGGAGAGAAGGGGUGUGGAAGGCAAACUACCUGAUCAGUCAGGCUCAGGAGAACACCAGGCAACAGCUCAGCGUGUAGUCUGCAGAGUAAAAGCCACCUUCACAACACUUUGGAGAAGAUUGACAACUUUAUUAUCAACCUAAAAUGGAGGGGAUUUACAUCAGACACAUCGAGGUGCUAGGAUUUGAGAAAAGAUUUGUCCCAAACCAACAUUACGUCUACAUGCUGAUGGUGAAAUGGAGUGACUUGACAGAAAAGCUCAUCUACAGGAGAUUCUCUGAAAUCUAUGAUUUUCAUAAAAUGCUGAAGGAACUGUUUCCUAUUGAAGCUGGAGAAAUUGAUUCAAAAAACAGAACUCUCCCCCAUUUACCAGCUCCCAAAUGGUUGGAGGGUCACAAGGCCACAGAGAACAGGCAAAGUACCCUUUCUGAUUACAUCCAAUCCUUGGUCAACCAGCCACCAAAGAUCUCCCGCUGCCAGUGGAUUCUGAACUUCUUUCAGGUCCGCCCCGAUGAUGUGGUCUUACCAGUUCCACACCCGACAAAAAAGACAGAAACCUAUUUGUUGACAAAAGAUAAAACAAAGACAAACAUGUCCGCGAUCACAGGUCCAAUUUUACUCCAAACCUAUCGUUCAAUCGCAGACUAUAAAAAGAAUUCCAAGUAUGAAAUGUCUGUUCAGACAGGGGAUACUGUCGAGAUUGUGGAGAAAAGCGAAAAUGGUUGGUGGUUUUGCCAAAUGGAAGGUAAACGUGGCUGGCUGCCAGCUUCCUUUCUUGAACCCCUUGAAAGCCCAGAAGAGAGUGACGAGCAAGAUCCCAAUUAUGAAGGUGAGCCAUAUAAAGUCACUAACAGCUACACUGCUGUUCAGGAGGAUGAGAUGACUCUGUGUGAAGACGAGCUGGUUGAUGUAAUUCAUAAGUUGCUUGAUGGUUGGUGGGUGGUAAGGAAAGGUGAUAUUACAGGGUAUUAUCCCUCCAUGUAUCUCCAGAAAGCAGGCGCAGCUCCAAAAUCUGGAUUCGUCACAAACAAAAAGAGCGUCCCUCCACCACGAAGAAUGACCAUAAAGAAUGCACAGAGCUUCCAUAAGACAGAACGGAAGCAGAUCAGCCAGGACACAUACAGGCGAAAUAGUAAACGCUAUCUCCAGCAGAAGAACAAGAGUCAGCCAGUCAACAAUAAGAAUGUGUGGAAACAGAACAAUGACCCAAGAAACCCAGAGAAAUCACAGGACCCAGCUCCAGGUGCUAGCGACCCAGCCAAAGACAGGCAGCAGGGGAAGACAACUCCAGUGAUUCCCCCGAGACCUACACUCAGCGAGAUCUUGGAACACUGUACAGAGCAAACCAAAAGCAGAAUAAAAUGAAUGCAAUUGCUGAGGAGAGAAACAGAAAAUAUUGGCUGUAUGCAGAAGGUGUUACAAAGGAAUCCUGCCCAGUCUGCCUCUGUGUUUACAAUUCCUGUAGUAAACUAUAUAAAACUUACUUUACAAGUGCUCCAUUCUGAUAUUAAUACUCCACAUCCUUUAGUUCCUUCUAUAUCCAUAUUUUCCAUUCUCCCUUGUCUGUUUGUCUUAUGCAAUAAAGCAUAUAUAGGGAACAGCUCAAUGUUAUGGUGUGUGGGACGCAACUGUUUUCUUAGCCUACUAACGAGACUUUUGGCCAUUUGUAGUUCAGUGUUUGAGUGAUGCUGAGAGUUUUACUUGCUUACCUUUGAAGCUCACAGCACAGAACACUGAAAAUGGAAACAAUCCGUCAUCUCUGAUAAAGCUUAAACUCCUUUUGCUUCCAAACAAAAAUGAUACUGAGACAACACCUAUGAACUUUGACCUGUGAGGAGGAUGUUACCACUCCUGGUCCAAUGUCCUGUCACAAAGACCAUGUCCAUUCAAUUGUUACAUCUUGUCACCAUGUUGCCGAACAUUAUUACAAUUUUUUUUAUGGAGUUAACUUAAGAAUGUAAGAAAUAGGACCAUUCAGCCUGCUGCACCAUUCAACACAAUUGUGGCUGAUCUUGGGCCUCAACUGUUCUUUCUUGCCCAUUCUUCACACCCUUCAGUUCCCCAGGACACCAAACAUCAGUCCAAGUCAGGACGAAAUCUUUUCAAUGAUGGAGCAUCCAUAACUCCAUGGGAAUCCCAAAACCCUGUGAGAGAAGAGAUUUAUCCUCACCUCAGUCUCAAAUAAUUCACAUUUUACCCUGAGACUAUGCCCUUGUGUUCUAGAUAUCUUGCCAAUGCGAAACAAUUCUCAAUGUCGACCCUGCCAAGGCCUGGAUAUUUCAGAAAAUCAUCUCACAUUCUUCUAAACUUCAGAGAGUAUGGACUUAAUUUACCCAGUUUUUAGGACAACCCUUUUAUUGUAGGGAACGCCUAGUGAAUCUUCAAUGUACACCUCCCCUAAGUAUACCCUUCUUUAAAGGCACACCAAAACUGUACACAAAAGCCCAGUAGAAUUGCAGCAUAACUGGACAUGUAUAUGGUCACAGAAAUUUGAGGGUGCAUACAUGAGGAUCAAUGGUCGGCACAACAUUGUGGGCUGAAGGGCCUGUUCUGUGCUGUACUGUUCUAUGUUCUAUGUUCUAUAACAUCUUCAUUCCUGUCCCACAAUGACCUUGGCCUACAUCCUAUUUGCUUUCCUGAUUGCCUGCUUAUUUGUGUUCCGUGUAAGAGUACAUCUAAAUCUCUAAACACCAACAUUUAUAAGUUGCACACGUUUUUUAAAAAAAUGCUGCUUUUCUUGCCUUACGAUCAAAGUGAAUCAUCUCUCACUCGCUCACAUUGUACUCCAUCUGCUGCCUUGUUGCCAACUCUCAUCUCUAUCUCUUGUCUGUCCUCACAAGUUGCAUUUCCACCUGAUUAUGUAUCACCAACAAACUUAGUUUCAUUGCUCCCUCUCUUUAGUUACAGUACCCCUCUUUUCAUCUACGUCAUUAAUAUAGACUGUAACUAGCUAACAGCUCAGCACUGAUUCUUUUGGACCCCAUGAUGUCCAGUUUGAAAAUGCUCCCUUUAUCUAAACUGUCCAUUUCCUGUCCAUUAACCAAUCUUGUAUUUAUGUUAAGACAUUUCCCUCUAAUUCCAUGACCUCCAUCUUGUGUUUAAACUUUCAUGUGGCAGUUUAUCAAGCACCUUUUAGAAAUCCAGGUAGACCACAGCUACUGGGUCCGCCUUUAAUGACCAGUCUAGUUACAUCCUUGAAAAAAAACUACUGUAAGUUAUCAAGCAUGAUUUCGCUUUAAUAAAGCCAUGUUCAGAUUGGCUGAUCAAAUUAUGUACGUGCAUCAUUAAGGCUUCCUUAACAAUAGAUUCAGCACUUCCUGAUGACUGGCCUUAAAUCCCCUAUUUUCUCUCUCCUUGUAAAAGUGCUGUUACAUUUGCUAAUUUUGAAUCUGCAUUGGAAUAUUUUAGAAUCAGUGAAUCUUUGGGAAAUCACACACUCUGUCCAGCUGCCUCUUUGGGAAAUCUAGGAUAUGAACCGAGUGCUGGGGUUUUAUCCUAAUCACAUUCUUUUCUGCUGAUACUAAUGUCCUGCAGUUCCACCGUCUUAUUAACCUUGAGGUUACCCUUUAUCCCUUGUAUCUUUAACUGCGAAUAUAGUUACUGAGAAGCUGAAU